CACUUUCUGUUUCGCUGAACCGAAUCGAAGAGUAAGCAGACGUUUCAGAUUAAUCUGCCCCUCUCAGUGGAUAGUUGUUAAAGGAUUUCAGGAUGGAAGACAAGGAUGACAAGGAGGCAACACGCACCUGCGGCCAGUGCCACAAGGAGGUCGCAGAGGCCAACUUCGCUCUGCAUGAAACACACUGCAGCCGCUUCCUGUGUCUCUGUCCGGACUGUAAUGAAUCGGUUCCCAGAGAGCAACUGAACCAACACCGGGAGGAGCAACACACUCUGGUGAGAUGCACCAAGUGUAGCCGGAAGAUGGAGCGCCGCCUGCUGGCCGACCAUGAGGCUGACGAGUGUGAGGAGCGUCUGCAGAGCUGUGUGUUCUGUGAGCUGGAGCUGCCGUGGAAGGAGCUGGACCAGCACUGCCUGGCCUGCGGCAGUCGGACCGAGCUCUGCAGGGACUGCGGCCGCUAUGUCAAACUGAGGGACCAGCCGGAGCACGACCUGACCUGCUCAGCCGCCGCCGACGGCUCAAGUCCGCCUCAAACUACCAACAGUGCGCCCGGUGCAACAGCAGAAACAACAGUGAGCUGUAGCAGGUGUUUGGGGUCGUUUCCAGCUGAAGAUAUAGAGGAACACCAGCUGGAGUGUGCUGACGACGAGGCUCAAGAGGAAGACAGCGAUGAUGAGGAGGGAGCCACUGCUCAGCUGAGCAGCACCUUCAGGGCAGCCUCCCUGCCCAGCAGACCCAGCCGAGGUGGAGGUGACCCAUACCACAUCAGCACCUGCCCACACUGUCACCUGGCCCUGCCCCUCAUCACGCUGCGCUGGCACCAGGCCAAGUGCCGAAUCCACAUCCUCCUGAAAUAGAGAGGGAACUCCUCCGGAUGGUGAAGCUGGACUCCAGUCAGACGGAGUCGUAGCUACUACGGGCCUUUGGAAGCUUUUCUCAUGUUCCACUGGGUGUUUACAGUUAGUUUUAUUAACCUUUAGUUUUUGUGUGAAGACAAUACGAGUUCAGAAAGCAACACGCUGCAUUUACUGUAACGUGACAUUCCUGAAGCACCGUCUGUGAACUACAGCCACCAACCUGCCAGCUGCAUCCGUCUACAGUCAGUGGGACAGCUGGAGUGAGAACGGUCACGUUAGCAGUUUUCAUGUCAGAAUAAUGUCAAGCUGGCCGGAUGGUCUUUUCUCCAAACUCCAGAUGAAGAAGUGGCUGAUGGGAUGUAAACGGUAGAACAUGGAGCGAGCUGCCCUGGUGUGCCUGGCUAGCGUUAGCAUGUAGCCGUGCUGCUGACCUCUCUUUGCUGUGGGAGGCCUGAUCAUCGGUUUGUCACAGUUUCAUUGGUGCGGCCGUUUGUCUGUUUGCCUUGAUGAAUGCUGACCUAUGAACCGCUUUGUGCUGCUUCAUUAAAACACCACUCCUUACAAACUACAACACCGCUGACCUGUCUGAAUCCCACAUGUUCUUACAUUUUUAAAAAAUGUCUAUAUAUAUAUAUAUAUCUACCAAAGAUCCACUUUGAUUAAAGUUUGUAUGUAAAAUC
Stegastes partitus (bicolor damselfish) is the source of this 1537-nucleotide messenger RNA. RefSeq names its product XIAP associated factor 1 (gene xaf1). Bases 93 to 857 code for a protein of 254 amino acids. NCBI's taxonomy places the organism in Eukaryota, Metazoa, Chordata, Actinopteri, Pomacentridae. The transcript is spliced from 7 exons. Gene Ontology annotation, cellular component: mitochondrion. The record is from RefSeq and is a predicted model, not a curated record. Gene Ontology annotation, molecular function: zinc ion binding.